Colias croceus (clouded yellow) is the source of this 1743-nucleotide messenger RNA. RefSeq names its product beta-1,4-galactosyltransferase 1-like. Gene Ontology annotation, biological process: carbohydrate metabolic process; glycosphingolipid biosynthetic process. The record is from RefSeq and is a predicted model, not a curated record. Bases 177 to 1130 code for a protein of 317 amino acids. The transcript has 4 exons. Gene Ontology annotation, molecular function: N-acetyl-beta-glucosaminyl-derivative 4-beta-N-acetylgalactosaminyltransferase activity. Lineage: Eukaryota; Metazoa; Arthropoda; Insecta; Lepidoptera; Pieridae.
CUGUCAAAAUUCAAAUGUCAAGUCAAUAUUCAAAAACAUUUAAUUUUUCAUGUUUGUUUUUCCUAUUUACCUAUUUAAUGUAUUAUUGCAGUUUAUUAAAGACAAUAUACUAAUAUGAAAACCGUGAAAAUGUCGGAACCAUGACUUCUAUUUAAAAGUCAAAAAUUUGAUUUAUCAUGUAUCAUUUCAACAAAAAGAAAAUUUUGUUUUGUUGCACUGUAGUGGGAUUAUUAUUAUUAUUCUUUCAUUCCAACAAUGUUUCAAGGAAAAAAUAUGAUUAUAUUAUGAAGGAAAAUAUCAUAAGUAGUCUCCAUGUAGGAACCUCCGAAAAUUAUACAAGCACAGCAUACGUAGAAUGUGAAUAUUAUGAUGUUAUUUACGAUGAAACAUCCUUACCUGUAAGUUUGGUUGAUGCGGAUUUAGAAGAAAUUCACAAAAUUAAAGAAGGAGGAGAAUAUGCUCCAUCUGAGUGUAAACCGAAAUAUAGCACUGCUAUUAUAGUACCAUAUAGAGAUAGAGCUGAACAAUUGAGAGGGUUUUUAGUUUACAUGCACUCAUUUCUGCACCAUCAACAUAUACAUUACCGUAUAUAUGUUAUAGAGCAAGUUGACACUCAUCCAUUUAACAGAGCAAAAUUGUUGAAUAUUGGUGCAUUAGCUGCUAUGCAGGCGGGAUAUCCUUGCCUUAUAUUUCAUGAUGUGGAUUUGUUGCCUGUAAAGAUUUCUAAUAUUUAUGCAUGUCUCAAUGCACCAAGGCACAUGUCAUCGAAUAUAAACAGCUUCAGAUUUGCACUGCCAUACUUAAAUAUAUUUGGUGGUGCCAUAUCCAUAUUAUCAAACCAAUAUAAGAAAAUAAAUGGAAUGAAUAACAAUUUUUAUGCCACUAGUGGUGAUAAUGAUGAUUUAUAUUCUAGAAUUGAGGCCUCUAAUUUAAAGUUAUGUAGGUUUGAUCCUACCACAAGCGAAUAUUAUAUGACAACACAUAACUCAGAAUUUGAAAUUGAACAGAAAAAAAGCAAGCUUACUUUUUCUAAGAAGAGCAUGUUAGAGAAUGGAUUGAAUUCAAUUGAGUAUACAGAAGUGGCGACAGUACUCCAUCCAUUAUUUACUCAUAUCAUGGUUGACUUGUAGAUUUUAGUUUAGUUGUUAGCCGCUUAGUUCCUGAUUUCUAGUCAUUAAUGUACCUGCCAUUAGAGUAAGUAUGAAAUACUUUUGUGGAAGCCUUUAUUUUUAUGUUUUAGAUUAUACAAAUAGUGCCUUGCAUUGUAUCAGAGCAGAUCUUUAUUUAUACACAAAACUUGGUCAGAAGCAAUAAUUUUAUGUAUGCAUGUUGCUAGAAUUUGUGGUUACACUAGUCAUAUCACUAGAAUAUUCAAAGUUCCUGAGAGUUUUACUGUAGGAUUGCUCAUCAUAUAUUUCAAGCAAUAAUUCAGAUUUAACAUUAUUUUAGAAUUAUAGAAUGUAUGUCAAAUUACUGGAUUAAAUUUCAUGUGCCUUUGCUUAGCUGUUGGAAUGUACCUAUUCAAUUAUAAAUUGUCAUAAUAUGCAUUGUCAUGUAGUUCAAGCCGUCCUGUAAAAUAAACAAGUUAGAAUUGUUUCAGACAAUAACACAUAUUUAUAUAAGGUAAAUUAUCAUGUUGUUAAUGGUUAAGAUUUGAAUGCAUUUGAAGAUUGUAAUCAGUUGUUAAUUUCUUUACUCAUACAUAGAUUUAAAAAUAAAACUCGUGAAGUAGUGUUUAUCAUA